Molecule: messenger RNA, 2679 nt
Organism: Linderina pennispora
Lineage: Eukaryota; Fungi; Kickxellomycota; Kickxellomycetes; Kickxellales; Kickxellaceae
Exons: 1
Coding region: 215-2659 (814 amino acids)
Molecular function (GO): carbon-sulfur lyase activity; metal ion binding
Source: RefSeq, a predicted model, not a curated record
ACCCUUCUUGACAGCCGUGUUGGUGACAUGCCCGGCUUGAGUGGCAGCGGUAAUGGAGCCAAUGUAGAUCAGGGGAAUUGCGUGCCAUGUGGCCUUUGAGCGUGCUAUGUGAUGAUGCCAGCGGGGUUAUAAAUAGCCAGCGCGCGUGGCGGAGAAACAGCCCAUCUCUCCUUCAGCUUUCCCGCACCCUUAUUCCAGCACCUCUCCUUUCAAGAUGAAGCAGCUCAGCGGAUCCUGCCACUGCGGUGCCAUCGCGUUCACCUUUUCGACCCAUGCGCCAGCGCCCUUUAUGCGCUGCUACUGCUCCAUUUGCCGCAAGACGUCUGGCGGCGGCGGCUACACAGUCAACAUGCUUGGGCAGUACGCAACGCUCAAAGUCACCAAGGGCAAGGACCUAAUGAAAAGCUACCGGGCUGUCAAAGACAAGACGGCUCCAAAGGACCAGCAGGUGCUGUGCCAGGACCGGUUCUUUUGCCCCACAUGUGCCUCCUAUUUGUAUGCAUAUGACGAGCAGUGGCCAGAGUGGUUCUACCCGUAUGCGUCGUGCAUCGAUACGGAGCUGCCAAAGCCCGAGCGCGUCACCCACAUCAUGAUGGGCAGCGCAGCCAAGUGGGCCGUGCCUGAAGACGGCGAGAGGUACGACGAGUACCGCCAUACUCGCUGGAGGAGUGGCAUAAAACCCACGGCUACUAUGUUGACUAACAUGCUGUUGAAAAUCAAAAUACUAGCCGGAAAGCGAAUUUUGAAAAUAAACAAAAAGUUUUUCUUGGUGGUCUUUACGCCUGCUGUUUUGGCGGUCUGUCGGACUUUCUCCCCUUCUCUUCCCCACUUUUUCAAUCUUCCAAAUACUCGUUUUUAUUUUCUUCUUUCUCAUUUCCCAUAUAUAUUUUUCCACCUUCAUUGCAUUUCCAUACUACCACCUAAUAUUAUGAACACUGAGGAUCCAGCCGUGCUAGCCAGUCCCCCGCGUCGCACACGCACGCGCACUGCGCUCGGUCUGUUUCCGCCCACAGACGCCCCCCAACGCAACGCGUCGCUCAGUAGCAUGGAGCCGGCCACAGAGCCCACGCCGCGGCUCAAGCGCACCUCAUCAUCGUCGAUCCGACGGCAGACGAUGGAGGAGACGCUGCGGUCGAUCAGCCGGCAGUACGGGCGGCGGCGGCGCCUAAACUCGACGGAAGCAAGCGCACCGACCAGCGCAGCCAGCUCGGUGACGGGCAAGUCGCGUGGGCCGGACACCAAACGACGCGGCGACUCGCGCGCGCUAUUCGCAGCAACCGCCCAGCCCUCUGUGCAGGACGGGCUGGUGGCCGAGCCGACAUUCAAUGUGCCGCGAUCCUCGGGCUCGUCGAUGCUGGCGCACCAGAUGAUCCUGAGCGCACACAAGCUGGCGCAGGAGCCGGAGAAGGUGCGGCCGCGGGCGUCGAUGCCGGUGAUUAACGGGGCACGGCGGGCGCCGCAGCGCACGCGGUCGCAUGUGUCGCGCGGGCGGCAGGACGAGCUGUCGGAUGCGCUGACGAUGAAGAGCGUGGAGAUUCGAGGGGGCAGGAUUGUCUUGGACGAUCCAAGCAGUUCCGAGAGCGAGGGAGAGCCGCCCAAGACCGCGUUCAGGCGGCGUGUGGAGUCGGUGGGGUCGACGGCCAGCGAGUAUAUUGCCGCGCUGGGCGAGGAAGAGUGGGAGGAAGGGAUGCGCAGGCGGUGGUAUGCGCGCCGGUGUCUUGGGCUGCGCCAGCCGUUUGAUUCUCUGCACCGGCUGGCCAAGGCCGAGCACACUUCGGCCAACCCCUUCCCGCUGCUGAGCGAUUUGAGAAGGGUACUGGGCGAGGCCAGGUGCGAAUUGGACGGCCGAGCCGUCGAUGUAUUGCUGUGCUCUGAAUCAAUUGUGGUUUGUGCGGCCGGUCCCGAGGACGAGACGCCGCAGGAGCUGAGGGCUGUGGAUUUCAGUGACGAGCUGGUGGUGCGUGUGGACGACAAUGACGAGACGCUGGUGCAUGUGUCUGACGACGAGCAGUCGAUGGUGCUGAGAUUUCCCUCUGGGGGGCGCCUGUGGGUGGAGCAGGCGCUGCAGGCACGCACGCGCCUGGAGAUACUCCUGCAAGACCUGCGGCUCGACGAGGAGGACUAUGUGGAGCGGCCACCGGUUCCACUGCUGGCACGUGGGCGUAGCUCGAUUGCGGGCUCGGUGGCCAAUGCCGAAAGCGUGACGGCUCUGGGCUCGCGGCUCCGCAAGCGCCAGGCGCAGGGCGGUGUUUUGUGGGUGCCAGACCACGAGACGUCGGUCUGCAUGGUCUGCCGCAAGACUGCGUUUUCGAUGAUGGUCCGGCGCCACCACUGCCGCGCAUGCGGACUGGUCAUUUGCUACCGCUGCUCGACGGUUGAGGACAAGCGCAGGCUGUGUGUGCGGUGCUCGGGCCGUCAGGGCGCGCUGGUGCCGAAGCCGUCGCCGUCGCUGCAUACGCUGGGCAGAAGGGCGGCCGAGUAUUUGCCCGCGGGCGACGUGGUCAUGCAGAUUGCUGCCCAGCGCGCCGCGGCGGUGGUCGAUGGCUCGGGCGUCACUAGAGUCAAGCCGGACCGUCAUGCGAGGCGGCCACUGUCGACGGUCCUGUUUACAAAUGCCGAUGUCGACAAUGUCGAUGAUGGCGCUGACUGUUACAAGUAGAGCUUUUUUAUGACUACAAC